Aspergillus caelatus is the source of this 1404-nucleotide messenger RNA. RefSeq lists its product as uncharacterized. NCBI's taxonomy places the organism in Eukaryota, Fungi, Ascomycota, Eurotiomycetes, Eurotiales, Aspergillaceae. The transcript has a single exon. Bases 1 to 1404 code for a protein of 467 amino acids. The record is from RefSeq and is a predicted model, not a curated record.
AUGUGGUUCGCAAACCUCCCGCGUGAAAUUUCGAGUCUCGUCAUCAGUCUCUUGGUUGAAAGAGGGGACCCUUCCUUAGAUCAGCGCGACAAUUUACAGUAUAUCUGUAAUGCUCGCCUGGUGUGCCGUUUCUGGGAUACGUUGGCGAAAGCGUAUGUCUUCGAAAAUGUGCGGCUGGUGUAUGAUCCCGAAGGGGAAUACCAAUCGUGGAAUGGCAUGCUGGACAGCGAAGUCGUGCGACAGGCCAUCAGACGUGCUUACAUCCGCUCUGCCCCCGCCGAUGAUGACCCGCAAGGUAUCUGGGACUCGUAUACAGAAUGCGGUUACAAUGGCCUUAUCAGCGACAUAGACCGCAUCGCCGAACUGGACUGUAUCAAGGCGCUGCAUCUACGGUUCUCCCGACACUGUGCCGGCGUGGAAACAGAUGAUCCGCGCGAUGAAGUUGUCGAAGAUAUCCCGAGACGCCAAGAGAUCCUCGAAUCCGUCUUCAAGGCGAUCCAGAGGCGUUCAAGUAACAUAAUCGGCAUACGUCCUAUCCAUUCCCUGACCAUUGAGAACCUGCAAAAUGCCCCGCUGCCGGAGUUUACCACAUCGGAGCUCUUCAGGAGCGUCAUGAAGGACAUCGACGCUCUGCAUCUCAUGGUGGCUGAGGAGUAUGAUGAAGCCGGACCCGACUGGGACACAUAUCGAAUUGAGCGCCAGGUGUUUGAACCAUAUCUACACCACCAGUGGUUGGCUCCUUUAUCCGACCACCUGGUCUGCCUGACACUGUCUUUCCAGGUAGGUUGGGGAACCAUACCGGGUUAUUUUGACGGGAGCGGUCUCCACUUCCCCAGGCUCAAGACGCUGAACCUGGGCAACUUUGUCAUCGGGCACCAUAAUCAGUUGGACUGGGUUUUGGCUCAGUCCUCGCUGAGGUCCCUUUGUCUAGACCGAUGUUCUAUUGUAUCACAUAUCACCACCCACCGAGACAAUCUCCGGGAUUGGCACGUCCAGACCCACGACUGGCACGAGUAUCCUCUGGGCUCCUUUGGUAUUGAUGGCCCUUAUGUGAUUUACGGCUUCUCGGGGACAUGGGAGACCAUCUUUGACAACAUUUGCACUCGCCUUCCUCGGCUUACCGACUUCUGUUAUCAUUACGACCAUGACCCUGUCUUUCCGGUGUGCCCAGGGGCGCUAUCGGUGAGCCUAACAAAGAAGCGAUAUACCACAUUCGAUGACUCCUGGCAUGAUGCGGAUGAAGGAUCUGGACUACUGGACUUUGGCGAUAGCGAAUGGGGUUAUCCUGAUAAACGGUAUGUGAAUCGAUCCGCAGAGACGGAAAUAGGUGAUGGCCGAGCACUGGACGCCCUGCUUCAGGAGAUCCGACAACGGCAGCAACAGCAGACUCUUAUGUUGGACUAG